UGCCCACCCAGUAACACACAGAACAAAAGACCAACUGCCUAUCCACGGUUCCGCAUUUCCCACCAUUCUGUCUCCGGACUCAUUUCACUGAAUCCCCAAAUUACGAACCAAGAAUCUUCAAGAAUUUCAGCUCUCAAUGCUGCAAAAUCUUUCUCACUGCUCUAAUGGCAUUUCUUUGUCAUCUCUCAAGCUUCUUCCCAUGCACUUCGCAUGAGCUCUGCACAUUUCAUCGAUCAUCCUUCGUGAUAGGCCAAGAACAGCGUCAGCGGCAGCUCAGAUGGGGAACCCAUUGCAACCCACCCCGCAGAGUUCUGAUAACGAUAUCUGCUUCUUCCAGCAAGAAACCCAGGGUUGGAAAGAAAGUGAAGAGCAACGUGGAUCUCUGUAAUGAACUCCGGGAGUUCGUAUCAGCUGCUGGACUUCCGGAGGGCCAUGUGCCGUCGUUGAAGGAGCUUUCUCAUCAUGGAAGGUCUGACCUAAAGGGUGAUUGUUUGGGUGUUUCUCUCUUAUCCUGUGAUGAGGCUUUGAGUUUGUUGAGAGAACAAAAGACCAACUGCCUAUCCACGGUUCCGCAUUUCCCACCAUUCUGUCUCCGGACUCAUUUCACUGAAUCCCCAAAUUACGAACCAAGAAUCUUCAAGAAUUUCAGCUCUCAAUGCUGCAAAAUCUUUCUCACUGCUCUAAUGGCAUUUCUUUGUCAUCUCUCAAGCUUCUUCCCAUGCACUUCGCAUGAGCUCUGCACAUUUCAUCGAUCAUCCUUCGUGAUAGGCCAAGAACAGCGUCAGCGGCAGCUCAGAUGGGGAACCCAUUGCAACCCACCCCGCAGAGUUCUGAUAACGAUAUCUGCUUCUUCCAGCAAGAAACCCAGGGUUGGAAAGAAAGUGAAGAGCAACGUGGAUCUCUGUAAUGAACUCCGGGAGUUCGUAUCAGCUGCUGGACUUCCGGAGGGCCAUGUGCCGUCGUUGAAGGAGCUUUCUCAUCAUGGAAGGGAAGACCUUGCAAAAAUUGUUAGACGGAGAGGAUAUAAGCUAAUUACAGAUCUUUUGAGUAACUCAACAAAAGAAGAAACCAACCUAGAGGCAAGCUCAGCUGAAAAUGAAAAUGGAACUGACAGUUACAAAAAUGAGUCAAAAGGCCAAGAUGAAAAUGUGAUUGGGUUUUCUGAAGAAGUGUCAUUACCAAAUGAUAAUUCCAUUAUUGAAAACGAAUUUUCUAGCGCAAAUGGUAUUCAAAUUCUCAAUUCUGGGGUAGGAAGUUGCAUGUCCGCAGGAUCUUCAACAAGUUUAUCAUUACAGGAAAAAGCGGCAAAGUUCAUCCAAAAUGGGGAGUUGGAUAUUAUAGAAGUUGAUGAGCUUGAUAUCAAUGAAGGAAGAAGAUUCAAUAACCUGGAAAAUAACAUAGAAGCUGAAUCAAGGGAACCUAGUGAGGAAAGUUCAAAAUACAUCACUACUAGAACUCGUGUCACUUCAUUAUUAAAUGGAAGUGCCUUGGCAUCCAGACAUGUUGUUCUACCUGCAACAGAGAACCACUACCACAGGAAUGACUUUUCACAAGCUCAAGGAGUACAAGUUGCUGCUUUUAAUGAGGAUAUGGAUGCUGAGGACUUUGAGGCCAGUGAAAUGGAGAACCAAGUUGAAAUUAACCGUCUAAAAGUAUUACUGCACCAGAAGGAGUUGGAAUUAUCUCAAUUGAGGGAGCAAAUUGAGAAGGAAAAGCAUGCCUUGUCCAUUUUGCAAACCGAGGCAGAAUCAGAGAUCAACAAAGCUCAAAAACUUAUUUCUGAAAAAGAUGCAGAAUUACAAGCUGCUGAAGAAAGCCUGUCUGGACUGAAGGAGGUUCAAAUUGAGUAUUUGGUGAGUGGGGAAAAUGUUGAGGUAGCAGGUAGCUUCAACGGGUGGCAUCAUCAAAUUAAAAUGGAACCACAUCCUCUUACCAGAAACCCCACAGGAUCAAGGAAUACCAGACUAUGGUCAACAGUGUUAUGGCUUUAUCCUGGGCUUUAUGAGAUAAAAUUCAUCGUUGAUGGGCAUUGGAGGAUUGACCCCAAGAGAGAAUCGGUUACUAGAGGACACAUACAAAAUAACAUCCUCAGAGUUGACAGGUGAAAUGGAUAUGGCAGAGUACACUUGGCCGGAUUUUUCUAGCAGCAGCAGAGAACAGGCUUAAAGAAAGAUGAAUAUCGAAAGCAUCAUGAGCAAUGCAGGAUCACACGAUGUAUGUAUGAAGAAUUAGAGUCUACUCUGUGUCUCUGUGUAGAAAUAAUAAUAAUAAUAAAAUAAUAAAGUUUUUUUUUUUGGGCA
Nelumbo nucifera (sacred lotus) is the source of this 2300-nucleotide messenger RNA. NCBI's taxonomy places the organism in Eukaryota, Viridiplantae, Streptophyta, Magnoliopsida, Proteales, Nelumbonaceae. The record is from RefSeq and is a predicted model, not a curated record.